Meloidogyne enterolobii is the source of this 558-nucleotide messenger RNA. Lineage: Eukaryota; Metazoa; Nematoda; Chromadorea; Rhabditida; Meloidogynidae. The record is from the annotation of a GenBank genome assembly.
CCUGUAAUAAAAAACUUAUAUUUUAGGAAAUCUUUGAAUUAUCGAGUAAAUACUAUGGAAGGUAUUGAUCUUCCUUUAAUUUCUGAUGAUGAAGAAUUGGACUACGAUUUGCUUGAUGCUCCUGACAUUCCAUCUGGAUUUAAAGUACAAGCAGCGACAAGUGUUAGUUCAGUGAAGGCUGAUGCAAAAAUAGUUGACGAAGCCACAGAAACACCUACAGAAGCAUCUAUUCACCAACCCGCUCGUAAACGUAGGACGAACGAAACUUUUGAUUCAGAUGCCUCUGAUGGAGAAAUGGCAUGUAACGUUGGUGAGGAGGAUAAUGAAGAAUGUGGAGAUGAUAACGGUGAAUCUGGCGCCGAUAAAUUUUUUGGACGUUUGGCUGGUAGAGUGAAACGUUUAGGCGAUAAAAGGCAGCGGUUAGUGUCUCCAACAUUGGAAGAUGAAGAGGAGGUUCAAGAUGAAGAAAUUCGUGAACAAUUUCUGGGUGGAUUCGAACAAAUUCUUGAUGGAAAGAAGGAUGAACAACGUCGAAAUGUGAGUUUUUUUGUUUUUUAA